Aspergillus caelatus is the source of this 5143-nucleotide messenger RNA. RefSeq lists its product as uncharacterized. The record is from RefSeq and is a predicted model, not a curated record. The transcript is spliced from 8 exons. Gene Ontology annotation, biological process: fatty acid biosynthetic process; secondary metabolite biosynthetic process; amino acid activation for nonribosomal peptide biosynthetic process. Gene Ontology annotation, molecular function: phosphopantetheine binding; 3-oxoacyl-[acyl-carrier-protein] synthase activity. Bases 129 to 4820 code for a protein of 1563 amino acids. Gene Ontology annotation, cellular component: cytoplasm. Lineage: Eukaryota; Fungi; Ascomycota; Eurotiomycetes; Eurotiales; Aspergillaceae.
GUAGCAAAGCCUACGAUAUAAGUAGCUGGACCAUUGCCAGUAGAUACAUGAACAACAAGUACUGGGGCUUCCUAGACCGCAUAUCACCGACAAUAUCGGCUGUGUUCCUCUACCUAUUUUGAUUCAUCAUGACUACCCUAACGCCUAUGCCAUUCCUCACGGGGCCAGCAAUGAAAGACGGCCAGGGGCACUUCCUGAGUCAGGAACCAGCUGGCGAAUUAACUGCUGUUAUCACUUUAUCAAAGGUUCAGCAGGCUUUGUGGCUGGACUAUCUCCGUCGGCCGCAUGCUUCGCAUUACCAUCUAACGCUCUUUGUCAAUUUGCAAGAGCUCAAGCCGACGCUGGACCAGAUCUUGCAGGUGAUUCAUACUCUUGGCCAACAACAUGAAAUGCUCCGAACAACGUUUCAUCUUGACCACAAAUCAAAUGAUAUCAACCAGUCUUACAUGGCUGUGCAUAGCCCUGCUACCUCCUUCCAGAAAUUCGAGAUUGUCCAGGACCCUGAUCGUGUAUCCUCAGCCCUACGUAAGAGCUUUGAUCUGAGUGUGGAAUUCCCUGUCAGAUGGGUCAUCCUACAGAAGAUUUCAACCAGCAACGGCCUUCUCCAAACGCACUAUGAUCUUUAUAUUGUGGGCCACCAUAUAGCAGUGGAUGGGUCGAGCAUGAGCUACCUGUCCCAAAGCAUCUUACAGCAACUUCAUCCACAAUUUGAUCAAUCUGUGGUUACCCAGACUUCGUCUAAUUCCCCGGGUUACGGGCAGUUCGUGCAGAAGCAAGACGCAUUUCUUAGAGGCCCAGCUAUGAAAGCUGCGGAGCAAUUUUGGAUGUCCCAACUGUCACAUACUGUGCCGUUUGAGUGGGCCGCCCCGAAAAGGAAUGACACUAAUGAUUAUCGAGUUAUGAAUACCUGGACCUCUUUCACCAAUGAUGAAUUGAAGGCCUGGGGCAGUUUGUAUAAAACAUCCUGGUUUCGCGUUGCCUUCUCGAUAGUCGGACUGAUAACAUCGGGGAUCGCCAAGCCCACCCCACACCAUGAUCAUACUCUCCUCGUAGCGUUGGGUGGGAGGCCGCAAGGCUACGAAGGCUGUGUGUCUCAUAUGGCAAAUACUAUGCCAAUUAAAACUCCCGUGUCGUCCCUCCUCCAGCGCCGAGCCACGUUUGCCGAUGCCGUCAAAGAGAUGGGGCGCUCCAUCUCCACUGCCAAGAAGCAUGAGAUGUUUCCUUUUGUCUCGCUCGUCGAUGCGGCGAGGGAGACGAUGAGUGACAAGAUGCUAGACUUCAAAGUGUCUGUCACUUUCUCCCCAAAGCUUGCAAGCGAGAACUGUACCAUAUACCCAGUGGAAGGUGUUUGGGAUCUCUUCUUUUGUUUCCUUGAAACCCAGAAUGGUGUCUCUUUAGGUGUCAUAAGCAACCCAGCGGUGUUUGACUCCGACGCGAUUGAAACCAUGAAGAAGCAAUUCCUGGAUACCGUCAAACUAUCACAAGAAAACCCCAGUUUUCUUGUGGGGGAGCUUUCUUAUCUUGAAAGCCAUACUGUCUCAGAUAUUAUAUCCGGACCUAGCGUAGAUGCCGUGGAUGCAAUCACCUCAUCCCGGGUGCAUAAGUGGAUUGAGGCUCGAUGUGCUACCCAGCCAGAUGCCAUUGCGCUGUCUUGUGCAGAACGUGGUCAGCAAAUGACAUAUGCUGAGCUUGAUAGGAGAACGAACCAGAUCGCUCAUUAUCUCUGUGGUAAUGGGAUCACUGCGGGUGAAACCGUUGCGUUGCACAUCAACCGUGGAUUUGCACUUCUAUUAUGGAUCAUCGGUAUUCUUAAGGCGGGAGGCUGUUUUGUGGUGCUCGACAAAGCAUUGCCCACGGGUCGCAAGCAGUCAAUUCUCCGUACUUGUGAACCCGUCAAACUCGUCACUGAUACUGCAGCAGCGGAUGACCUUCUCUCGCAAGUUGACAAGGUACCUUCCGUUAUUGUAUUGGAUGCUGGAUUCGACGGCGAGCUCACGAGCUAUCCAGUGGCCCAUUGUACUGGGCAGGCUACAGCAGAUAACGACUUAGCGUACAUGGUAUUCACCUCCGGUUCAACCGGACAACCUAAGGGCAUCAUGGUGGAGCACGCGAAUGUAGCCCACUAUGUAAGUGCAGCUCGCAGUGUUGUACAUAUUGGCCCUGGGAGUAAGGUCCUCCAGUUCGCAUCAUUCGCCUUUGACGCAUCUAUCCUCGAGUGGGCCGUCACUCUAUCCUAUGGAGCUACUCUUUGCUUCGUCGAGCACCCCACUCUGCUGGUUGGUGAUUAUUUAGCCGACGUCUUAGAGAUGAACCGUAUCAACUUCUUCCAUACCACUCCCUCGGUGCUCGCAACUAUUCCGAUAGACAGGCCCCUCGCCAAUCUGAGGCUAAUCUCUGUUGGUGGGGAGGCCUCCUCUACCGGAUUGUUAAGAGCAUGGCGGCAGAAAGUGACUCUCCUACAUGCAUAUGGACCAACCGAAACCACGGUGAUCGUUACUUCGGAACCAAUCGCCGAGGAUCCUGGCAAUUCUGAGAAUCCUUCUCCUUCUGUGAUCGGCAAGCCUUUCCCAAAUUGUGAGGUCGUGAUCUGUAACGAAGGUUCAGAUGUGCCUUUGUCGGUUGGGGAAACCGGCGAGAUUUGCAUCUUUGGGCCCCAAGUCUCCCGAGGAUACAAAGGUCAGGAUGAACUCACCGCCACCAAAUUCCGCACGAUUGAGCUACAUGGUCGGAAAGGGCGUCUCUACCGCAGCGGAGAUCGAGGUUCACUGACCGCUGAUGGCAAAGUCUUGAUCGGUGGCCGUAUGAACAACCGAGAGAUCAAACUCCGCGGCUACCGCAUGGACCUGUACGAAAUCGAAAAGAGCAUCCUGGACCACAGUCCGGAAGUCAUGCUAGUCUCUGUACAAGUUGUCGAUGGCUCACUGAUUGCCUUUGUAACUCCGGAGAGCGUCAAUUGCGAAGAUGUCCGUCGGAGACUGAUGGACGAUGUCCCUGCUUACUCUGUUCCCACUAACAUUCACGCCGUUUCAGAGCUUCCGCUCAACGCGAAUGGGAAGGUUGAUCAUGCGGCAGUUGCUGAAAAAGUUCGAAUUCCUACGGCCGCGGCAUCCAAGGCUAGCUCUACGGAUAUAACACGGAAGACACCGACCAUCAAAGCGGGGGAGAAGAAGCUCGAUGCAGAUCGAGCCAGAGCUUCAUUGACUUCCAUGGUAUCCCUGAUAUGGGUCGAUGUUCUCGGCCUCUCCAAACCUCCCAUGGAAGAUGUCAAUUUCUUCGAUGCAGGUGGCCACAGCAUCCUCCUCGUUGAACUGCAUAAGCGGAUUAGUGAGCGGUUCCCCACCGCUGGUAUCCGGCUUUUAGACUGCUUUCAGCAGACAACUAUUGAGAAGCAAGCUACCUUUCUCGCAGGACUUGUCGACUUCGAAUCCAGUCCUCCUUCAACAUCUUCCGCAGACAUUGGACCAAGUCCAAGUGCAUCCGGUACUCUGACUCCCAGAUCUUCCAUCAGCUCCUUCGAUCAACCGGAAGAGAAGUUUGCGAUUGUUGGUUUGUCUGGUCGCUUCCCUGGCGCCGACGAUGUGGGGAAAUACUGGGAUCUCUUGAUGAAUCGCCGUGAUGGAAUCACCACCGCAUCGAGUGCAGCAGGACACGGUCACUUCGAUAUCGAUGCAGAUGAAGUAUUCGUUCCGCGCUAUGGGACUAUAAACGGCCUGGAUGACUUCAACCCCGCUGCCUGGAGUCUCUCUGAGGAAGAGGCCAAAACUUUGGACCCACAGAAGCGCAUAUUUCUCACAGUAGCCUCUGAAGCACUAAGUGAUGCCUGCAUAGAUCUGUUCAAGAAAGAGGAGAAUAAGGUUGGAGUGUUCAUUGGAGCCGCUGCUAAUUCCUACAUCCAUGACCCGAACACUCCAGCUCCUAGCAAUGCGUUCCAGAGACGGUAUCGAACCCUCCUUGACGAGAAUAUAUCCACCUUCACCUCGUACAAGCUCAAUUUGACGGGACCCAAUGUGACGCUGAAUACUGCUUGCGCUAGCUCUCUUGUAGCGUUGCAUGUUGGCUUGAAUGCGCUCCGUAGUGGUGAGUGCGAGGCCGUCCUGAUUGGCGGAACAUCAGUUGUCUACCCCCAGGAAGGAGGUUACAUUACGUCGCCUGGGCAAGUCUUCUCCGCCAGUGGUGAAUGCCGUCCCUUCGACAGCCGUAGCGACGGUUCAGUUCCAGCUGAUGCCGUCGCCGCUGUGGUUGUGAAGCCCCUGCAAGCUGCCGUUCGAGACGGAAACACAAUUUACUCCAUCGUGGAGGGACACGCCAUCGGCACUGACGGCGCCAUUGAUAAGGCCGGCUUCACCGUUCCCUCUAGCACUGGCCAGGCACGCACCAUUACUCAUGCCAUCCAGUCCAGCGGCAUCUCACCGGAUACAAUCAAGUAUGUUGAGAUGCACGGAUCUGGUACGAGCAUGGGGGACGCACUCGAGCUGGAUGGACUCCGAAAGGCAUUUGACACCGUCAGUGCAGCAUCUGACUCCUGCAUCUAUGUGGGCUCAAACAAGGGCAACUGCGGCAACUCAGAGACUGCAUCUGGAUUAAUGAGCGUCAUCAAGGCAUCCCUGUCAUUGACCCGUGGGGUUGUUCCUCCGCUCCGGGAACUCGGAGAGACAAAUCCCUCGUGCGACUUCACUGGAAGAUUUCGUCCAUUGACAAGCGCCCUAAAGCUAGGUACUGCCGAUCGAAUUGGAGUAACAUCCCUGGGUUAUGGAGGUACGAAUGCGCAUGUUAUCCUGGCCUCCCCUGCGCAGAACGGUGUGAACCUUAUUCAAGAAUGAGUUAUUCUUCCACCACGUCGGAGAACGGAAGAUCGUCCAGCUUUAGAUAUAGCCAUCAUCAGUUGGAGGAGACUUAUGACGGUGUUGGGUGAUUUAUCGUGUGGAUUGCGGCUGUAGAUGUGCUCACUAAACGGUUGGCCCGACGCCCGCGGAAUGCUGAAGUUGAGAAGCAGUACAGACUACUGAAGGAAAUGUCUGGCUCACAUCGGGAGGCGGUAGUAGUUAAAGACCAUCAAUGGUAAAUUCAAUAAUAUCAAGCUUAACCAAAGCCGUGCGUAAUGGGAUAGUCAUAGUAUGAAUGUAAGAAUGAUGCUAGGGUUUUU